Durio zibethinus is the source of this 994-nucleotide messenger RNA. It is a transcript of the gene PTAC7, whose product is annotated as plastid transcriptionally active7. Gene Ontology annotation, biological process: plastid transcription. The record is from RefSeq and is a predicted model, not a curated record. Lineage: Eukaryota; Viridiplantae; Streptophyta; Magnoliopsida; Malvales; Malvaceae. Gene Ontology annotation, cellular component: plastid-encoded plastid RNA polymerase complex.
UUAAAUAAUUUUAUUUAAAAGUAAUUUAAAAAAAUAUGAAGGAAAAAAAUGUGGUGCGACUAGAACCACCAAUAUAGUCUCGUAUAGGAAAAAGGAAAAAGGUAAUUCUAUAGGUUUUGGACUUUUGGGACUCUAGUGGCCUCAACCUUUAUUUUAUCCUCAAAAAUAGUCUAAGGGUAUACUAAACCAUCCUCGCUCGAGCUUUUGAGAAAGUGCAGGGCAAGGCCAUGGCGAUUGCUAUUUCCAACCUAACUUGCAUUUCUUCAUCAAUUUCACCUCUACUUGAAAGGGCGAGAAUAGGAACUAAUUCAUGGCGUCUCAAUACCAAUUUAAGCUUACGGGUUGUUUCCCGGUUACAAAGCGAGAGUGGUGGUCGCCGUGUUUGGCGCCGGAGAAAAUUGACAAAGAAGGAUGAGAUGUUGCAGUACAAGCUGGAGCGGAUUCCUUUCCUGGAGGAGCAGGUUAGGAAGAUAAGGGAAGGAGGAAAGCUGUUGUCGGUGGACAUAGAGAGACUGUUGCAAUCAGAGGACAACCGGUUUGAUUUUGUAAAUGAUGUAGCAGCUGAGGCCAUAGAAUACGUCGAAAGUAACCGGGAUGAAUAUGGGUUUGAAAAAAAAGCUAUACUUCAUGUACUUAGUAACCGUAUCAAUGAUCUUGGGUUCUACCGGCCAGAUGCAUAUUUUGAACCUGACCCUUUCAAGCCUGGACCUACUUAUUUGAAGGAAGAACCGACAUAAAAGUUUUCAAAGAUUAAAGGCUGAAUGCUACGCUAUUAUCCAUUGUAUUCUAGAUUUUCUUCCUUUUGGCAAAUUCAUUCCCUCGGAUUUAAUGCAUUGGUGUAUUUCUUUGAAACCAAUUCAUGGUUACAGCUAUAAUCAUGCUAAGGUUAUAUAUCCCCUUAAUAUAAAUGGCUUGACUGCAAUAAUUCAUUAAUUAUUUACAUAUAAACAUAUUCCUUAAAUAUCAAUGUAUUCACUCGUGUAUAUCUUAUUGC